CUUGCGCUGGCGCUCUCCGGCCGCUGGGGGGCGCUGCUGCACCUCCUGCACCCGCAGGGGGCGCUGCACCUCGCCCGCCUCGCCCGCCGCCGGGGGCCCGUCCUGCGCAUGCGCGUGGGGGGGCGAGAUUUGCUGGUCCUGAGCUCGGCCGCCACCAUCCGGGAGGCGCUGGCCCGGCACUGCGGGGACUGGUUGGGGCGGCCCCCGAGCUACCUGGCCCCAUUGGUGUCGCGGGGGGGUCAGGACCUGGCGCUCGGGGCCCCCACCCCGGGCUGGCGGCUGCAGCGCGCGGCCACGCGGGGGGCGCUGGCGAGGGCGGGGCCACGGCUGGGGGCGGAGCUACAGAAAACGGGGCGUGGCCUCGUGGAGGAGCUCCUUUCCCACGGGGGGGCCCCCCUGGACCCCUUUGAGGUCUUCGCCUUCCACACGUGCAGCACCAUCGGGGGCCUCAUCUUUGGGGACCUGCUCCCCCCCCAGGCCGAGGUCCGGGCCUUCACCCGCUGCGUCCUGGAGCUGCUGGAGCUGUGGGGGAGGGGCUCGCUGCGGGCCCUGGAGGUGGUGCCCGUGCUGAGGGCCCUGCCCCACCCGGGGCUGCGGAAGCUUCUGGAGCUCGUGGAGCUGCGGGAUGCAUUCGUGGAGGCCCAGAUCCGGAAGCACGAGGAGUGCCCAUCCCCCCCCCGGGACACGGUGCUGGGGGCCCUGCGGGACCCCUCGCGGCCGGGCCCCCCCCUGACCCCCCGCCUGCACAUGGCCCUCGUGGACCUCUUCAUCGGCGGCACCGAGACCACGGCGGCCGCCCUGGCCUGGGCCAUCGCCUUCCUGCUGCACCGGCCCGAGGUACCGCGGCGACCGGGGACAUCCGGGGCCAUCCGUGUCCAUUCAC
This is a messenger RNA of Pezoporus flaviventris, 883 nucleotides long. RefSeq names its product steroid 21-hydroxylase-like. The record is from RefSeq and is a predicted model, not a curated record. NCBI's taxonomy places the organism in Eukaryota, Metazoa, Chordata, Aves, Psittaciformes, Psittacidae. Gene Ontology annotation, molecular function: steroid 17-alpha-monooxygenase activity; heme binding; iron ion binding. Gene Ontology annotation, biological process: progesterone metabolic process; hormone biosynthetic process.